AAAAACAUCAAGAUGGGUAUGACGAUGUCUUCAUCACUAAACAAAACUCAUUACAAUAAUAAAAGAAUACAGAAGAAGCUGGCUCUUGGAUCCAGAUCUUCUUUCCUUCUUCGUUAUCUAUAAACAAAACAUGGGAUUUCCCCCUCUGCAAUCCCAAUACACUUCUCUUGUUCUUCUCCUCUCUCUUCAGCAAUGCCUGUAAGCUUAAGAAAUCCUUCACUUUCUCCCAGAUUCUCCUCCCUCACCUUACUUCUCUCCAUAAACUCUCUCCUCCUCUUCUUCUCAUGUUGCUACUCCGUUGAAGAACAAGGACAAACUCUUCUUGCAUGGAAGAACAGUUUGAACAGUACAGAGGAUGCCUUAUUAGCAUCCUGGAAUCCUUCAGAUUCAAGCCCUUGCAAAUGGGUUGGUGUUCGCUGCAACUCCAGAGGGGAUGUGGAGGAGAUAAGCUUGAAAUCUGUGGACCUGAAAGGCUCAUCAUUGCCUUUAAAUUUUCAAGCUCUCGAGUCUUUGAAGGUUCUUGACCUGUCAUCAACCAACCUCACAGGUUCUAUUCCAAGAGAGAUUGGAGACUAUGGAGAGCUUGUUUCUAUUGAUCUCAGUGGGAAUUUUCUCUCUGGUGAAAUACCAGAAGAUAUUUGCAGGCUGAGAAAACUUGAGAGUUUGUCUUUACAUACAAACUUUCUUGAAGGUAAUAUUCCAUCCAACAUUGGGAAUCUCUCCAGUCUUGUGAAUUUGACUUUGUAUGACAACCAUCUCAGCGGUGCAAUCCCGAAGAGUCUGGGGUCUUUAAGGAGGCUUCAAGUUUUCAGAGCUGGUGGGAAUAAGAACCUUAAAGGUGAGCUGCCAUGGGAGAUUGGAAACUGCACCAGCUUGGUCAUGUUGGGCCUUGCAGAAACCAGCAUUUCUGGGAGCCUUCCUUCUUCAAUAGGAAUGCUGAAGAACAUUCAAACCAUAGCUAUUUACACAACUCUCUUGUCAGGCUCAAUUCCUAAUGAAAUUGGGAAUUGCAGUGAGCUGCAGAAUUUGUACUUGUAUCAGAACUCUAUUUCAGGUCCAAUCCCAAGUCAAAUUGCGAAUCUCAGAAAGCUUCGGAGUAUUCUCUUAUGGCAGAACAGUCUAGUGGGUACAAUCCCAGAAGAGCUUGGAAGCUGCACAGAGCUCAGAGUUGUAGACUUUUCAGAAAACCUCCUCACUGGAAGCAUACCAAGGAGCUUUGGGAUGCUUUCAAAUAUUGAGGAAAUCCAGCUUAGUGUUAAUCGGUUGACAGGUACUAUACCUCCUGAGAUUACAAAUUGCACUCUGACUCAGUUGGAAGUUGACAACAAUGCUCUUUUUGGAGAGAUUCCUGCUCUCAUAGGCAACUUGAAAAGCUUGAAUCUGUUCUUUGCAUGGCAGAACAAGCUCACUGGGAAAAUCCCAGAGAGUCUGUCUGAGUGCCAAGAUCUUGACGCACUUGACCUGUCUUACAAUAAUCUGAUUGGUUCAAUACCAAAAUCUCUCUUUGGGUUGAGGAAUCUCACUAAACUCUUGCUUAUUUCUAAUGAACUAUCAGGCUUUGUUCCUCCUGAUAUAGGAAACUGCACUAGUCUCUUCAGGUUAAGGUUGAACCGGAAUAGAUUUGCAGGGUCCAUUCCACCUGAGAUAGGAAACUUGAAGAAUCUCAAUUUUAUGGAUAUGAGCAACAAUCACUUUGUGGGGGAGAUUCCUCCAACAUUAUCUGGAUGCGAGAACCUUGAGUUUAUUGACUUGCAUUCAAAUUCUCUCACAGGCUCUCUCCCAGAGACUCUCCCAAGAAGUCUUCGAUUAAUAGAUUUCUCGGACAAUAGGCUCACUGGCCUGCUGAGUCGUUCCAUUGGUUCGUUAACUGAACUGACCAAACUCAAUCUGGGAAAGAAUCAACUCAGUGGAACAAUGCCAGAAGAGAUCUCGUCUUGCUCUAAGCUUCAACUUCUAGACCUGGGAAGCAACGAUUUCUCAGGAGAAAUUCCAAAGCAAUUGGGCCAAAUCCCAUCAUUGGAAAUCUCUUUAAAUCUCAGCUUCAAUCAAUUUUCUGGCCAAAUCCCAUCUCAAGUCUCUGGUCUCACAAAACUGGGUGUACUUGAUCUCUCCCACAACCACCUCUCAGGGAACCUGAACUCUCUCUCUGACCUUCAAAACCUCGUAUCCUUAAACGUCUCCUUCAACGACUUCUCUGGUGAAUUACCCGACACCCCAUUUUUCAAAAGGCUGCCUUUAAGUGACCUCACCCCAAAUAAAGGCCUCUACAUCUCCGGCGCCGACGGUUUGACUCCGGUCGACAGAGUGGGACCCAGUAAAGUCCAUGGCAGAUCAGCAAUGAUCAUCAUGUCCAUUCUCCUAAGCACAAGUGCAGUACUCGUACUUCUCACAGUCUAUGCCUUGGUACGUUCUCAUAUCCGAAACAGAGCGAUCAUAGAAGAUAGCUCAUGGGAGAUGACUUUUUAUCAGAAGCUCGAAAUCUCCUCCAUUGAUGAUGUCAUCAAGAGCCUGACGUCAUCCAACGUGAUCGGCACCGGAAGCUCCGGGGUGGUGUACAAGGUAACAAUCCCCAAUAGCUCCAUCGGCGAACUAGCAGUUAAGAAAAUGUGGUCAUCAGAAGAAUCCGGAGCGUUCGAGUCCGAGAUUCGAACUCUGGGUUCAAUCCGACACAAGAACAUCGUGAGACUUCUAGGAUGGGGAUCCAACAAGAACCUCAAGCUUCUGUUCUACGACUACCUCCCCAACGGCAGCCUGAGCUCGAUGCUUCACGGUUCCGGAAAAGGAAGCGCGGAUUGGGAAACCAGGUACGAGGUUGUGGUGGGUGUGGCUCACGCGCUGGCUUAUUUACACCACGAUUGCCUCCCUCCAAUACUUCACGGAGACGUGAAGGCCAUGAACGUGUUACUGGACGACAGGUUUCAAGCUUAUCUUGCAGAUUUUGGCCUGGCCAGGAUUGUUCAUGAAAAAGACGACGCUCAUGAUCAUUUUGAUCCAAAACCACUUCAUAGAACAUAUCUUGCUGGUUCUUACGGAUACAUGGCUCCAGAACAUGCAUCGAUGCAGAGAAUCACAGAGAAGAGUGACGUGUAUAGUUAUGGUGUGGUUCUGUUGGAAGUGUUGACUGGGAAGCACCCACUAGACCCAACGUUGCCAGGUGGCGCACACAUGGUUCAGUGGGUUCGGGACCACUUAGCCAAUAAGGGCGGGCCGUCUGAUAUUCUGGACCCAAAGCUCAGAGGGAGGGCUGACCCAGCGAUGCAUGAGAUGGUUCAGACUCUGGCAGUGUCGUUCCUGUGCGUGAGCACCAAGCCUGAGGAUCGCCCUACGAUGAAGGACGUUGUGGCGAUGCUGAAGGAAAUCAGAGCUGUUGAAUCCUCGAGGUUGGAUUGUGAUGAACUGAAGAAGGGCAAAAUCAUCUUACAUAAAGGAUCGCCGUAUCCUGUUCCGCCACCUGAGCGUCUGCUUUCGUCGCAUGAAUCUUCUAAUUGUUCCUUUCAUUUCUCAGAUGACUCGGUCUAAAGAAGAAAAUAUUAAUUCUAAUUAUAAAUAAAUUAUAUUGGGAUGUAAGAUGUGUAUUCUUUUUUUAGGAUUAUUUCCCAUGUAAUUGUAGGUGUCUCCUUGAAAUUAUGUAUGCCAAAGUGUACUAUUUGGGAAUCAGCAGCCUGUGACCUGGGGAAGUAGAGUUCAUCGCAAUCUUCUAGCGUAGAGAAGAAAAGAAGUUUCAAGUAAAUUCGAAUUAAUGGGAUUGUCUGUAUAAAUUUACUGCUUCCGAGGUUUCAAUUUCAGUGGCCAUGUGGUUAAUUAAUGUUCUACAAAGAAAUUUAUGUAGUAACAUGCAUGUUUGUUUUGGCCAAAAAAAGUAGCAUGCAUGUUUGUUGAUGUUGAUACCAACCAGGAAGGGGAUUUAUAGGAUAAAUAGUAAAACUUUGUGUAAAUA
This is a messenger RNA of Prosopis cineraria, 3937 nucleotides long. RefSeq names its product LRR receptor-like serine/threonine-protein kinase RGI3. NCBI's taxonomy places the organism in Eukaryota, Viridiplantae, Streptophyta, Magnoliopsida, Fabales, Fabaceae. The record is from RefSeq and is a predicted model, not a curated record. Gene Ontology annotation, biological process: protein phosphorylation. Gene Ontology annotation, molecular function: protein kinase activity; protein binding; ATP binding.